CCUGGAUGAGACCUUGGCCGUCGUAAACAACACAACACGGACGAGGCAGCGUCAGUCUAUCAGGGGACACCCCCGCUGUCCGCAGCCAAUCACUGCUCCUACUACACACACAUCGUAGGACAUCAGGAUGUAUUUGGUGCGACUAGCCCAGUACGCGCUGAAGGAAGGACCGGUCACGAGCCUGUGUCUGGUAGUGGUAGCUGUUGCUCUCCUGGUCUACAACCUGCGGCGGAUGAGGAUGGUGCAGCUCAUCGGCAAGAUCCCGGGCCCCGAGGCCCUUCCCAUCAUCGGCAACUGCCUGCAGAUGAACGUGGACCAUGAUGAGAUUUUCGAGAGGUUAGCCGGAUCCAGGAAGCUGUGGGGGAGGAGUUUGGGAUUCAGCAAGGGAUGGCUUGGCAAUAAACCAUACAUCUUCAUUAGCAAAGCUACUGCACUUGAGGAGAUCAUCGGUAGUGUGAAACACAUUGAAAAGAGCAGUGAAUACAACUACUUGCAUCCCUGGCUGGGCACAGGCCUACUCACUAGUUCUGGACAAAAAUGGCAGUUCAGACGAAAGAUUCUUACGCCAGCCUUUCACUUCCGCAUACUGGAUGACUUUAUAGACAUCUUCCGUGAGCAGAGUGACAUUUUUGUGGAAAAAUUACAGAAGGAGUGUGGACAAGGCACAUUCAACAUUUUCCCUUAUGUCACUUUGUGCGCUCUGGAUAUUAUUUGCGAAACUGCAAUGGGGCAUCAAGUACAAGCCCAGAGUAACAGUGAUUCCGAGUAUGUACGAGCCGUUUAUGAGAUCGGUUCAAUCGUUCAAACGAGGCAAGCAAAGCUUUGGCUCCAACCAGAUUGGUUGUUCAGGAUGUCUUCUCUACACAAGAGGCACCAGAAUUGCAUCAACAUUUUGCACUCAUUUUCUAACAAGGUAAUAACAGAUAGAAAGGCUGAAAUUUCAAAAAAUAAAUCUCAAGGAGAGCAACUGUUUGAUGAAAAGGAAGAUUUGGGAGGCAAGAAGAGGCUAGCAUUUCUAGAUCUGUUGAUAGAAGCAUCACAGGACGGUAAAGUGCUUUCUGAUGAGGACAUCAGGGAAGAAGUUGACACUUUCAUGUUUGAGGGACAUGAUACUACAUCAGCUGGAAUAUCCUGGCUUCUCUUUCUCCUAGGCUGGCAUCCGGAUAUACAGGACAAAGUGGUAGCUGAGAUAGAGGCCGUGUUCGGAGGAGAAGAUCGACCACUCACCAUGAAGGACCUCACAUCCAUGAAGUAUCUUGAGUGUUGUAUCAAGGAAGCUCUUAGGCUCUACCCCAGUGUCCCCAUCAUGGCCAGAAGUCUACAGGAGGAUAUCGUCAUUGAAGGAUAUACAAUACCAGCUGGCACAGUUGCGAUGAUCAUUACCUACAUGCUGCACAGAGAUCCAGAAGUGUUCCCUCAUCCUGAGCGCUUCAACCCUGACCACUUCCUGGCGGAGAACUGCCGUGGCCGCCACCCCUAUGCCUUCAUCCCUUUCAGCGCUGGGCCUCGCAACUGUGUAGGUCAGAAAUUCGCAUUGCUAGAAGAAAAAGCAGUGAUUUCCACAUUUCUCAGAAAGUACCGGAUCGUUUCGGUAGAUAGAAGAGAGGACCUGACUUUAUUGGGUGAACUAAUCCUCCGCCCUAAAAACGGCCUAAGAGUCAAAAUAUUCCCUCGUAACAGGUCAUCUUAGAACUGUGAUAAUUGUACUUUUUUUAUUUAUUGUUAAGUUUUGUUGUAAUUAAAGUAGAUCAAAUUAAACAAUUUAGUUCAGUAUUUAACUCUACACGCAUAAAGUUUUAUUUCAUAGAUUUGUAAAUAUGCCCAAUAAAAUAGAUUCUAUUUGUUACCCAUGAACUUCAUAAUCUUAAAGCAAAAUGCUUGAGAUAAUAAAAAUUGUUUAAGGAAAAUCAUGAAAGAAUACAUGAACAUAGUUAAAAGAUUUCCAUACACAUACAUGAAUAUCGAAAUGAAGCGUAAUUUUUAUAAUAACCUUAAUAUACCUUUCUUGCACGAUGAAAUAGUUUGUGCUUAUUGUGUUGGUUGUGGAUGAUAUUAUUGUUUUGAUGUACAACUUGUUCCACAACUAGUUAGACUUUUUGAGAGUUCAUCGCUAUACUUUAAUUAAAAAUUUUGUUGGUUAUUUUUUACCACCUAAAGGAGAUAAUAUAGAUUCCAAUCCUGGAAACAUAGUGUGCUAUUUUUUAACAAAGGUAUAACAAUGUCAAAUGUAUAAAAUCAUUAUUCUUUCAAGGAAUCGCAUAUUUAACAGCAAUGAAAUUCAAUUUAGAAACAAUAUAUUGUUUCUUUCUUAUUAUUUUCAAAUUAUUUAAUGGUAACUUGGUGACAAAUUAAUCUAUAAAUUAAAUUACUAACUCUUAAAAUAUAUUUAACAGUUGGGAGAUUGAAAAUCAAUAACUAAAUCAAUUACCUUUUAACAUACCACUGUACCAUGUUUGAUU
This is a messenger RNA of Homalodisca vitripennis (glassy-winged sharpshooter), 2459 nucleotides long. Its product is annotated as cytochrome P450 4c3-like. NCBI's taxonomy places the organism in Eukaryota, Metazoa, Arthropoda, Insecta, Hemiptera, Cicadellidae. Gene Ontology annotation, molecular function: heme binding; iron ion binding; oxidoreductase activity, acting on paired donors, with incorporation or reduction of molecular oxygen. The record is from RefSeq and is a predicted model, not a curated record.